UGAAGAAAAUUAGUUAGAAAAUUAGUUUAUUCAUAAAAUGUCGGAGGAAAUUCUGUUUGACUGCCUGCACGCCGAGAUAGUCAACUAUUGUCUGGAUAGCAACAAGGAGCACGACUUGGCAACAUUGGAAUACAUUGGCUUCACCACGGGAUAUCGUUUGAUAGAGCGUCUUACGCGCGAGGUUGCCCGAUUCAAGGAUGAGCUGGAGACCAUGAAAUUCAUCUGCACCGAUUUCUGGACCCUCAUCUACAAGAAACAGGUAGACAACUUGCGGACGAACAAUCACGGCAUGUAUGUGGUGCAGGACAAGGCAUUCCGCUUCUUAACUCGCAUCUCGCCGGGCACCAAGCAACUGGAACAUGCGCCCAAGUUUGUGGCCUUCACCUGUGGCCUGGUGCGCGGAGCCCUCAGCAAUCUGGGCAUCAACAGCACCGUCACCGCCGAGGUGCAGAGCAUACCGGCCUGUAAAUUCCACAUAGAGGUGAACAGGAGCUAGAGUAUUAAAGGGCGGUGUUUUAUUUUGUUUACAAUUAAAGUUACUAUAAACUAGA
Molecule: messenger RNA, 551 nt
Organism: Drosophila persimilis
Lineage: Eukaryota; Metazoa; Arthropoda; Insecta; Diptera; Drosophilidae
Gene: Trs33
Product: trafficking protein particle complex subunit 6b
Exons: 2
Coding region: 38-496 (152 amino acids)
Biological process (GO): regulation of GTPase activity; endoplasmic reticulum to Golgi vesicle-mediated transport
Cellular component (GO): cis-Golgi network; TRAPP complex; trans-Golgi network
Source: RefSeq, a predicted model, not a curated record